UGUAGCGCUCGUUUGCCUGGGCGUCUUUUCGCCCAUUUUGUACGUUCUUAUACAUUUGGUUUCCAAGCUGGUGUUUCAUAAGGCCGUGUUGUGGGGUGCAGUCAUCAGAGUGCGGAGCCAGCCCUGUCAGCAUGUACGGUCUGUACCUGGACGCCAUCCACAAAUACCUGAAGGCAACGUAUGGAGAUGAUGUCUGGAAGCUUGUGCGGCACCGUGCUGGUAUCAAGGUGUGGAGCUUCCACCGCGGGCAGACCUACUCGGACCAGUACAUCUUACGGAUAGCGCGAGUCGCCAGCGACCUGAUCGGCAAGCCACAGGAGACGUUACUGAAUGAGUUUGGAGCCAACUUGGUGUCGGUAUAUGUUGACAACGGGAUGGAGAAGACCCUGAGGACCCUGGCCCGCCACGUCAGGGGUUUCAUCGACGAACUGGACAACCUUCACGAGCAGGCUCGAUACACUUUCCCGAAGAUCAAACCUCCGAGCUUCGUCUGUAAGGAGGAGAGUAGCGAAGGGCUGACGAUCCGGUACUACAGCCGACGGCGUGGACUUCUGCCACUGGUGCAGGGCAUUCUGGGAUCCAUUAUCAAAUGUUCCUUCGAAGUCGAGGUCGAGUUCCAGACCCUCACGUCCACGGAGAACAGCGCCACCUACUUCCGCAUGCAGUUCGACAACCACUGGUACACCUCGCUGGUCCAGAGACACCGCAGCCUCGCGGCGCCGGACUUCGGGCCCAUCCCGGCACGCAGCUUCCUCAGCCUCUUCCCGUUCUUCAUUCUCUUCCGGUCCGACAUGGAGAUAUACAUGGUCGGGGACGGAAUCGACCGCAUGUUACCUGACAUCCUGUCAGAGAUGCUGAACGACACGUUCAGUAUGGUCAGACCUCAGAUGGAGUUCACCUGGAAAAACAUAAUCCGGCACCCAUCGUGCAUCUUUGAGCUGGUGUCCGAUCACCCGGUCAGACAGGACGCAGACGGCCACUCGGAAACGGCGUCUCGUGACAUCGCCAGGAAAAACUCCUGCGAAAGCAAAGAUGGCGACGAGGGACAGUUCCAAAGACCAACGAACACACCUUCGGAAAGUGGGCAAGAGGUGACGGAUAACAAUGUACAAGACGAAGCCCUGGAGAGCACGAUCCCGGCAGAUCCCAGCGCGGUUGUGAAGGAGGCCAUGAAGGAGCUGAACCUGGAGGCAGCAGAAGUGCCCAACGACCCUCAGCUGAUGGCCUACCAGCUCGUCAAGGAUGACCCUAAAGACUUGAACAAAAAGGAGAUGAAAGACAUCGCGGCAUCUGACGUCAAGCCGAUCCCGGUUGAUGCGAAGGAAGGUGUUCUGGGACUGCAGAUGAGUCAGAUUGCUGCUGCAGACCAACAGCCGUUAGACGCACAGGCCAUCAUGCAGGCUAUAGAGGAGGGGGAAGCGGCGGAGGACCCGGUGACGAUCUCUCACAGGUUCCUCAGUCUCCGCGGGCAGAUGAAACACAUCCCUGACUGGAACUCAGUCAUCUUCCUCUGUACGCCUGUAAUGACCGACAUGGAGGACAUGAGGGGCAAUGGUCUCUUCCUGAACGACUACAGCAUGCAUGACCUCAGUAGGGACAUGGUCGUCAAUGGGAUGAACAAAAAUGUGGAGGAAAAACUGGCCUUGACUAAGGAGGUGAAAACGACAGAUCAACUCGAGGAGAAUCUGAAGAAACUGGAGAAGGCGAAACAGAAGACGGACCAGCUGCUGUAUGGGAUGAUCCCCAAGCAGGUGGCAGAGUGUCUGAAACAGGGCAAGCCGGCACUCAACACCUGCGAGACGUUUGAGAGCGUGACCGUUCUCUUCUGCGAUGUGUUCGGUUUCUCCACCAUCUGCACCCACCUGACCCCCAUGCAAGUCGUCAAGCUGUUAAACGACCUGUACACUGUGUUCGACAACCUUGUGGACAAGUAUGACACCUACAAGGUAGAAACGGUUGGCGAUGACUACAUGCUUGUUUCCGGAGCGCCGGUACGCAUCAAUGACCACGCCGAGCGCAUGUGUGAGAUGUCUAUGGACAUGCUGGUAGCAGCUAAAAAUAUCAUCGACCCUGUCACUAAUGAACAGAUCGCCAUUAGGAUCGGUAUGCACACCGGCACUGUUGUGGCCGGGGUGGUGGGGAUCAAGGUCCCGCGGUACUGUCUGUUCGGGGAUACUGUGAACGUGGCGUCCAGGAUGGAGACCACAGGAAAGGGGAACUACAUUCACCUGAGUCAGACUACACGGGAAGAGAUUACGCACCUUCCUUAUAUCGUGGUGGAGAGGGGCGUGGUCACCAUUAAGGGAAAAGGUAAAAUGAAGACCUACUGGCUACUAGGUCGAUCGAACAACGAGGAGACGUUGUAUAGUUCACCAUCAGGCACAGACUACACCAUAUCCCGGACAUCUUCACUCCAGGACAAGACUUGUCCAGCUGCAGUCAAAACCACAACUUCUCUGGAGGAAGCUGAAGAUGAGGCUGAGGUAAAGGUGAAAGAGAUUCAUGGCAACACUCUGACUAAGGACUGGAAGGCAUCAGAUGCCCAAAGCACCUUCCAGGAGAUAGUGGACUCAGGCAAGCUGUCCAGCCCUACAGCCCUGGAGGAUCUCCGCUGGGGGGCAUGUAGUUCAACCACAAACACCACCGAAUACACCAGGGCGGACUGUCAACCGUCAAGCAAUAUCUGUAACCUACAGUAACUACAUGCAUGAUCACCUCCUCUGUCUAGUUAUCGUGCAAGUCAUGGUGACUGUGUAUCAAUCAUCAUGCAUGAUGUACAUAAAUACAUGAACCAUACUUUCAUACAUUGUACUGCCAAGUAUACAAUCAAGUAUUUGGGAGCCAGUCACAUACGUUCUAUGAAUGCAAACUGAAUGUGUUCUUAGAAUAGUGCAUGUCUUUUGCACAUUACAGCUGUUUUGUUAUGAACAAGGCUGUCUUAGAUUCUUCUAUCUUGGACUUGGUUCUGUCACCGCCU
This is a messenger RNA of Branchiostoma belcheri (Belcher's lancelet), 2977 nucleotides long. Its product is annotated as soluble guanylate cyclase gcy-31-like. NCBI's taxonomy places the organism in Eukaryota, Metazoa, Chordata, Leptocardii, Amphioxiformes, Branchiostomatidae. Gene Ontology annotation, biological process: nitric oxide-cGMP-mediated signaling; cGMP biosynthetic process; response to oxygen levels. Gene Ontology annotation, cellular component: guanylate cyclase complex, soluble. Gene Ontology annotation, molecular function: guanylate cyclase activity; heme binding; oxygen sensor activity. The coding region runs from base 132 to 2699 and encodes 855 amino acids. The record is from RefSeq and is a predicted model, not a curated record. The transcript is spliced from 18 exons.